Molecule: messenger RNA, 1116 nt
Organism: Solanum tuberosum (potato)
Lineage: Eukaryota; Viridiplantae; Streptophyta; Magnoliopsida; Solanales; Solanaceae
Product: proteasome subunit beta type-6
Exons: 8
Coding region: 173-883 (236 amino acids)
Cellular component (GO): cytoplasm; proteasome core complex
Molecular function (GO): threonine-type endopeptidase activity
Source: RefSeq, a predicted model, not a curated record
CCAAAAAUAAGAGGCUAAUUUGUCGACUUCUUUUGGGUAGUGAUCCAGUAAUUGGGAGCUACCAAGUAUUUCUUCCUCUUCACGUAAUAGUAUAAGCCAAUUCCAAUUAGUAUUUUCAUCAUUUCUUCAAUUUACUUGUAGCGCUUUGCCAGUUUGAUCGAUUUUGUGGAAGAUGGAAAAUGCUUCGGUCGAUGUUAACCAGCCCCACUCCAUGGGCACCACCAUAAUCGGUGUUACUUACAAUGGCGGCGUUGUACUUGCUGCUGACUCUCGCACCAGCACCGGAAUGUAUGUUGCGAAUAGGGCUUCUGAUAAGAUCACUCAGCUCACUGAUAAUGUCUACGUUUGCCGCUCUGGAUCAGCAGCAGACUCCCAAAUUAUUUCAGACUAUGUUCGCUACUUCCUGCACCAACACACGAUACAGCUGGGCCAGCCAGCUACUGUCAAGGUUGCUGCGAACCUUGCAAGGUUAUUAUCCUACAACAACAAGGAUAGGCUCCAGACAGGACUGAUUGUUGGUGGUUGGGACAAAUAUGAAGGAGGAAAGAUCUAUGGAAUCCCUCUUGGAGGCGCAGUCUUGGAGCAACCUUUUACUAUUGGAGGAUCGGGCUCUACUUAUUUGUAUGGUUUCUUUGACCAAGCAUGGAAAGAGGGAAUGACUCAAGAAGAAGCUGAGAAACUGGUGGUCACUGCAGUAUCUCUUGCCAUUGCACGAGAUGGUGCUAGCGGUGGAGUUGUUCGGACUGUAACUAUUAACAAAGAUGGAGCUACAAGAAAGUUUUAUCCCUGCGAUUCCCUUCAACUUUGGCAUGAAGAACUAGAGCCGGUGAACUCCCUGCUGGAUGUUAUGUCUGCAUCAAGUCCUGUUCCAAUGGUCAGUUGAAACUAGAGUCUCUUUUCCCCUAUUAACAUGCUGUAGAAUUUUGUUAGCUGCUGCUGAUAUACAUGUACUCUUAUAGCGUGUUCUGGAUCAUUGUACUUGUCCCUUCUUUUAAUCCUGCCCUGCAAUGGGUUAAACAUAGUUCUGAAUUCUGACUGUUUCUGGUCCAUAUUAUGUAAGAUUCGCUUAAUUCAGUUCUUCUAAAAAAUUUGGGCUAUGCAUGUAGCCUAUAGUGA